CCCAUCAGAAGGGGGAAACAAACUGAAGGGAAAGGAAAUAUAUAUACAUUUGAAUUCAAUGUAAACAACAACGCGAAGCGAGUGCUCUCACCCUCAGUUGCUAGAAUUAGGCCGAUCUGAGCGGAUUGUUUUUUUGGCCGGUGUUUGGUAUGUUGAGCAUCUGGACACCCGUCGCUCGUACUAGGAUACUGCAAAAAUAUCUGGUGCCAAAUCGUCGGAUGGAUUACUUCAUUCGCGGUUGAGAAGAGACGAUGACGUCAUACCAACGCUGAAAAAUGUAGUGCUAUUCCUGUGUGUGACAGCGUACUUUUUUUAAUCGCUAUCGAUAAGGGUUAUUGCUGCGAAACAGGCGAUUACAGAAAAAUUGCUUCCGCUUGAAGUGACAAGUGAGUUCAUCCAUCCAUCCAUCCAUCCAUCCAUCGAACAAGUAUGGAUCUAAGCUUCAAGUGCCCACUGUGUGAGACAUACUUUGCUACAAACGAUGACCUCAAAGAACACGUGAAGGCGAUUCAUACCUCGUACUACUACGAUACCUACCUGGUGCCGCCGGUUUUGAUCUUCCCUGGCGGAACCACAACGGUCGUGGAGAGCGAGACUCCUGCUACGGUUAUCACUACCGAACCGGUUUCUUCAGCGGACGUUUUUAUCGAACCGGCCCCCGUGCCCGAUGACGGUUGCUGCGAGUGUGACUGUUGUGACUGCUGCGGAGGAGAUAUUGGAGCGGACGCGGGUGGUACCGAUGCCGGUGGCUGCGGGGAUUGCGACUGCGAUUGUGACUGUGUAAUUAUGUAGAGCAAACAUAUGCUACAACUUUGGUCUACCUAGAAGUAGUGUGUAGGAAUUUUGGUUAUGCAUUACGCUGGAAGAUUUUACACGCGUAUUUUUUACAGAAGUGUUUUAGCAGCUACUCAAAUUUUAAGCUGUUUUUAGUGAUAAGACUAACAAGAAAACUCGAACUAACAUAGGUAUUAUUCAUAUGUAUUUAUUUUAAAG
Molecule: messenger RNA, 993 nt
Organism: Ochlerotatus camptorhynchus
Lineage: Eukaryota; Metazoa; Arthropoda; Insecta; Diptera; Culicidae
Exons: 2
Coding region: 430-792 (120 amino acids)
Source: RefSeq, a predicted model, not a curated record